UGCCAACUGCCAGCCAGAAUCCCUCCAAACCGCACACACACACACACUUGGAACAAACAAAAUACCUCUCCACCUCCCGUACUUAAAUUCUCUCCUCUCCUUCACCACCUCACAUUCUCCCUCUCUCUUUUCCUCUCCCAUCCCAAAUUUUCUCAGUUACCCACGAAAGAGAUGGCUGAGACGACGCUGCUCCCAGAUCUCGGCACCCAAAUUCUCAUCCCUAUUUGCGCCUUGGUCGGCAUAGCCUUCGCUCUUGUGCAAUGGCUGCUCGUCUCUAAGGUGAAGCUUUCCACUGAUAAAUCCAGCUCCGCCGACGGGAAGAAUGGGUUCACCGAAGCGCUCAUCGAGGAGGAGGAUGGCGUCAGUGACCACUCCGUUGUUCGCAAAUGUGCCGACAUCCAAUCCGCCAUCUCCGAAGGUGCAACAUCAUUUCUCUUCACCGAGUACCAAUAUGUUGGUAUCUUCAUGGUUGCAUUUGCUGUCUUAAUUUUCCUAUUCCUGGGCUCUGUGGAAGGAUUCAGCACGAAGCCGCAAGCUUGUACCUAUGACAGCACCAAAAUGUGCAAGCCUGCUCUUGCGACAGCUGCUUUCAGCACCAUAUCCUUCCUUCUUGGUGCCAUCACAUCUGUGGUCUCUGGCUUUCUUGGAAUGAAAAUUGCCACCUAUGCCAAUGCCCGUACUACUCUAGAGGCCAGGAAGGGCGUAGGAAAAGCUUUCAUUGUUGCAUUUAGAUCUGGUGCAGUCAUGGGUUUCCUUCUUGCUGCAAAUGGUCUUCUGGUUUUAUACAUUACUGUCAACCUCUUCAAGUUGUACUAUGGUAAUGACUGGGAAGGUCUAUUUGAGGCUAUAACUGGUUAUGGACUUGGUGGAUCUUCAAUGGCUCUGUUUGGAAGAGUUGGUGGAGGUAUUUACACGAAAGCAGCUGAUGUAGGGGCUGAUCUUGUGGGCAAGGUGGAAAGGAACAUCCCAGAGGAUGACCCCAGGAACCCUGCGGUCAUUGCAGAUAAUGUUGGUGACAAUGUUGGGGAUAUUGCUGGUAUGGGGUCUGAUCUAUUUGGCUCGUAUGCAGAAUCUUCCUGUGCAGCCCUUGUUGUUGCUUCCAUCUCAUCUUUUGGGAUUAAUCAUGACUUGACCGCUAUGCUAUAUCCUCUUCUAGUCAGCUCCAUUGGAAUUCUUGUUUGUUUGCUGACCACUUUAUUUGCAACUGAUUUCUUUGAGGUCAAGACUGUCAAAGAAAUUGAGCCAGCACUGAAGAAGCAACUUAUUAUCUCCACGAUAUUGAUGACUGUUGGAAUAGCUUUUGUUAGCUGGGUUGGCUUGCCUUCCUCCUUCACAAUAUUUAAUUUUGGUGUCCAGAAAGAUGUUAAGAGCUGGCAAUUGUUUCUAUGCGUUGCUGUUGGUCUGUGGGCUGGCCUAAUCAUUGGAUUUGUCACAGAGUACUACACAAGCAAUGCUUAUAGCCCAGUACAAGAUGUUGCUGAUUCCUGCCGAACUGGUGCAGCUACGAAUGUCAUUUUUGGCCUUGCAUUGGGAUACAAGUCUUGUAUUAUUCCAAUAUUCGCCAUAGCAAUUAGCAUUUUUGUUAGUUUUAGUUUCGCCGCAAUGUAUGGAAUUGCAGUAGCUGCUCUUGGAAUGCUGAGUACCAUAGCCACUGGUUUGGCAAUUGAUGCUUAUGGACCAAUCAGUGACAAUGCUGGGGGUAUUGCUGAGAUGGCAGGCAUGAGCCACAGAAUCCGAGAGAGGACUGAUGCCCUUGAUGCUGCAGGAAACACUACUGCAGCUAUUGGGAAGGGAUUUGCUAUUGGAUCUGCUGCUCUGGUCUCCCUUGCUCUCUUUGGUGCAUUUGUGAGCCGUGCUGCCAUAUCUAGUGUUGAUGUUUUAACUCCAAAAGUUUUCAUCGGUUUGCUUGUGGGCGCUAUGCUUCCUUACUGGUUCUCAGCCAUGACAAUGAAGAGUGUGGGAAGUGCAGCUCUCAAGAUGGUUGAAGAAGUGCGCCGUCAAUUUAACACCAUCCCUGGUCUCAUGGAAGGCACCACUAAGCCCGACUAUGCAACUUGUGUCAAGAUCUCCACGGAUGCAUCUAUCAAGGAGAUGAUCCCUCCUGGUGCUCUUGUCAUGCUUACACCUCUCAUUGUCGGAAUUUUCUUUGGUGUGGAGACGCUUUCUGGCGUGCUUGCUGGAUCUCUCGUCUCUGGUGUUCAGAUUGCUAUCUCUGCAUCCAACACCGGUGGUGCUUGGGAUAACGCCAAGAAAUAUAUUGAGGCUGGUGCUUCUGAGCACGCCCGGACUCUUGGGCCUAAAGGAUCUGAUGCACACAAGGCAGCUGUGAUCGGAGACACUGUUGGCGACCCACUGAAGGAUACGUCUGGACCCUCGUUGAACAUUCUUAUCAAGCUAAUGGCUGUAGAAUCACUUGUGUUCGCCCCCUUCUUUGCUGCCCAUGGUGGAUUGCUCUUCAAGAUUUUCUGAAUAAUUUUUCCGGACGUAUUCUUCAGAGGAAAUAGUAGGUGGGAGUUCAAGAUGGACUGCACCAACACGGACCAGUUUGGAGAAGUUCGACCCAAGACGGGCCCUGUAUUGUUCGUGGCCAGGUUGGGGCCUUUGAAUGGGGCCAAUUGGGUGAAACUUUCAGCGUACGUUCGCCCCAUGGGUUGGCCCGGUUGAGACAGGACCAGCCUUGGUUGGUCCUGUAUUAUUAAUUUUUUUUAAUGAAUUGAGGUAUUCUUUGGAACAA
Molecule: messenger RNA, 2734 nt
Organism: Sesamum indicum (sesame)
Lineage: Eukaryota; Viridiplantae; Streptophyta; Magnoliopsida; Lamiales; Pedaliaceae
Source: RefSeq, a predicted model, not a curated record